Messenger RNA from Phyllostomus hastatus (greater spear-nosed bat), 1770 nucleotides. It is a transcript of the gene TOMM40L, whose product is annotated as translocase of outer mitochondrial membrane 40 like. Gene Ontology annotation, cellular component: mitochondrial outer membrane translocase complex; mitochondrial outer membrane. The transcript has 11 exons. Gene Ontology annotation, biological process: protein import into mitochondrial matrix. The coding region runs from base 426 to 1352 and encodes 308 amino acids. Gene Ontology annotation, molecular function: transmembrane protein transporter activity. NCBI's taxonomy places the organism in Eukaryota, Metazoa, Chordata, Mammalia, Chiroptera, Phyllostomidae. The record is from RefSeq and is a predicted model, not a curated record.
UUUAGGUGGUAGACAGCCAGUAUGAGUUAGCAGGGGCCACGGUGUCCCUCUGACCAAGGCUGCAUCCCAGGCCCAACGGAGAGGAAGGGGAGUGCAUUCCUCAGGCCCAAGGCAUUCGGGUGGUCAGCAUUUGCAUCUUUCAUCCUUUGGCCCUUCAAGUGUAGAUGGCGUCCGUGACCACGCCGAGGAAGCAGCGUGAAGCCGCAGUUCUGCCAUCACUCAAGAUGGCUGCCCCCAUCAAGAUGACCGGGGUGUGCCGGGGGGAAAGGGGCAGCAUGAUGGUCUGAGACGAGCUAGUGUCGGACCAUGUGGAAGAUUCGGGGCCUGGGGAGCUGGAUGAUGGGGGGUGGGGCCCGUGCGGGGUAGAGGAGGAAGAGCAUCCUUUCCCGGGCUCAGCCCGGCCCCUCCCUGUCCUCUGGACUGAAAUGGGGAACACCUUGGGCCUGGCCCCGCUGGGGGCUUUGCCCCGCCGCAGCCCCCGUCGAGAGGAACCUCUGCCCAAUCCCGGGAGCUUCGAUGAGCUGCACCGCCUGUGCAAAGAUGUAUUCCCAGGACAGAUGGAGGGAGUGAAGCUUGUGGUCAACAAGGUUCUGAGCAGCCAUUUCCAGGUGGCUCACACCGUGCACCUGAGUGCGCUGGGCCUGCCUGGCUACCACCUCCACGCGGCCUACGCAGGGGACUGGCAACUUAGCCCCACUGAGGUCUUCCCCACUGUGGUAGGGGACUUGGACAGCAGCGGCAGCCUCAACGCCCAGGUCCUGCUCCUCCUGGCAGAACGGCUCCGAGCCAAGGCUGUCUUCCAGACGCAGCAGUCCAAGUUCCUGACGUGGCAGUUUGACGGCGAGUACCGGGGUGACGACUACACGGCCACGCUGACCCUGGGGAAUCCUGACUUGAUCGGGGAGUCGGUGAUCGUGGUGGCGCACUUCCUGCAGAGCCUCACUCAUCGGCUGGUGCUGGGAGGGGAGCUCGUUUAUCACCGGCGGCCAGGCGAAGAGGGGGCCAUCCUGACGCUGGCUGGGAAGUACUCGGCUGUGCACUGGGUGGCUACGUUGAAUGUGGGGUCCGGUGGCGCCCAUGCCAGUUACUACCACAGGGCAAAUGAACAGGUUCAGGUCGGGGUGGAGUUUGAGGCCAACACCAGGCUACAAGACACGACCUUCUCCUUUGGUUACCUCCUGAAUCUGCCCCAGGCCAACAUGGUGUUCAGAGGCCUGGUGGACAGUAACUGGUGUGUGGGUGCGGUGCUGGAGAAGAAGAUGCCCCCGCUGCCCGUCACCCUGGCCCUCGGGGCCUUCCUCAACCACUGGCGCAACAGGUUCCACUGCGGCUUCAGCGUCACUGUGGGCUGAGGCGGGGCUGCCGCUGCUGCUGCUGAGUCAGGUCCCCCAGGGCCGGAGACCGGGCCCCUCUCCAGAGCCCACCUUGCUGGGCGACCCGUAGGUCCCAGGGGCAGAGGUGGGGACAGGACCAUGCCCUCCUCAGCACUGGCGCUGCCACGAGGGAGCUGAGGAGGCAGUGGUCUGAGGACCCCCGUGCCCCCAGCGUGUGCCCUCUGUCCACACUGUGGCUCUGGACUGAGGAAGAAGGGCUAAGGGGUCCGUCCGGCUCAGUUGUCUCGCUCACACUCCCCUUCUUCAUGUCCCUGUGGAUUGAAGCCCCUCCCCUCUUCCCCUUCAGAGCAAGCCACUCCGCAUGGGACUAGCGCCCACCCUGUUCCCCGUCUCAGAGCCGUCCAAGGCCAGGAUCCAAAUUGACCUCAGAAAGUGG